This is a messenger RNA of Podospora pseudopauciseta, 1596 nucleotides long. RefSeq lists its product as uncharacterized. The record is from RefSeq and is a predicted model, not a curated record. NCBI's taxonomy places the organism in Eukaryota, Fungi, Ascomycota, Sordariomycetes, Sordariales, Podosporaceae. The coding region runs from base 248 to 1264 and encodes 338 amino acids. The transcript has 6 exons.
CUUGCAGGUUUGUAGCUGACUCCAUCUUUCUUAACAGGGCAUCACCCCAGAGAGCUUAUCCAGUCUUGGAAUUGUGAACCUAUUCCCGAGGUCAUCCGUAAUUGAGGUUCCGAUCGUCUGUGCUGGUCAGACGUUCCAAAAUCGGAAGCAAUCCUCCCUGCUAUUGGCCACAGACAAUCACCCACUCCGCGCGGUGUACCUUGCUCGCUUUACCAAUUCACAAUCUCUUGUCCUUGAACUAAUCACCAUGUUCUCCCGUCUCAAUCAAGUUGCAAGGCAUCUUUUACGUCCAAUGCCACACUACGGUCAUACAUCUGCUGCUGCCUCGUCGGUAUCGAAACGCAGUCUGUCCAACUACCGAUAUAGCAGUCUCGAUGCUUCAGAACGCCAAAAGAAGAAUAUCGUCACAGGGGCAUGUCUGAUAAUAGGGAAUGAAAUUUUGAAUGGGAAGACCAAGGAGGCCAACUCACAUUACCUUGCAAAAUGGUGUUUCUCCCUAGGCAUUAGCCUCCUGAGAAUAGACAUCAUUCCUGACGUGGAGGACGAUAUUAUUGAAGCGGUGAGACGACUGAGCCAUAACUAUGAUAUUGUCGUCACCUCGGGCGGUAUCGGCCCGACACACGAUGACAUAACCUACGAGUCCAUCGCCAAGGCCUUUCACCUGCCCCUCGUGCUUCACGGAGAAGCUUACUCUCUCAUGAAGAAAAAGACGGCCGAGCACAGGGAUCCGGUACGGGCUGCCUUCAACUUUGACGUUCCGUCCAAAGAGCUUGAUGGAAAAAAGAAAAUGGUCUUGCUGCCUCAUGACUCUAGUCGUCCAGUGGAGGAUCAGGCGAUUCUCGCCUGCCGAGACAAGUAUUGGGUUCCUGUCUCAGUUGUCAAUGGAAAUGUAUACAUCCUGCCAGGCAUACCUGAACUCUUUAAGCACCUUUUGGACGGCCUUACACGGCAUAUCAAGCCUCGAGUGCAGAGCAAUGGCAAGAUCCGCGUGACCAUCAAGACCCUCCAACCGGAGAGCCAAAUGGCGGAUUACCUGACUGGCCUUGCAAAGAGGAUGGCGCCAAAGGAUAUAGAUGUUGGAAGUUACCCCAAGUUUCAGGUUGAGAAUACGGUUGUGCUUGUUGGCGAGGACCGAGCCGAGCUUGAGACAGUUAUUCCCGAGAUAUUGGAGAAUCUGGAAGGGACUCUGGUGAGCAUCGAAAUGCCCGAGAACCCCGAUGAAGGAGAGACGGAGGUUAAGGCUCCAGGUGGCGAAGAAAGCUGAAAGUCCGAUGUAAGUCACUGGUGUAUUGGCCUAUGGAGUUGGGUAGUUCAUGGUACCUGUGGCAGGGCCAAGCCAUGUAUUUUCAAGUCUGGCCUCGAAUGAUUUGUACUCCAAUGGAAAGAAUCAUGGUCUUGCGCCUCAAAGUUUCAUUGCUUUCGAAGGGGUAUGAGACAGCAGAAGAGCCUCAGAAAAUCCAGGGCAGCUGUACAGUACCAACACUGGGCAACUGCGCGUGGCGUGCAUCAAGAGGCAGCCAGGCUCAUCGAAAAACGUGGGGUGACGAGCGGAAAGCGGAAAGGAGAAAUGAAAGGGGGGACGCCACUCAACCGAAC